AAAUUCUGUGAACUUCAGCCUGUAAGUCGAGCUCCAGUGUUGUCUCCGGUAACCGGGGCUCACAGCUGCUCCGGGGCUGAGAGGAGGAGGAGGAGAGCCGGCGAGGAGGGGUCUCUCCUCAGAUCAUGACAUUAGCACAGAUCACCCCUGCACCUGCUACGCGCUUUCUGACAGAAAACUCAGCGUGAGCGAACCAAGGAUCUUACCGGGGUUACAGACCGCUGCGAUUCAAGCGGCGAGAGCGGACAAAUCCACAGAAAGCGCGCUUUGUGCGCGUGAAGAAAGUGAAAGUGAGCAUGUCGUCAUCCACAGAGAUCGGCAGAUUAAUGUACUACUAGAAGCAAUGCCACUGUGUGACAGCAGGCCCAGUCAUGUGCUGUGAUUGGUGUACUUGGGAGGAGAAUAUCAUGCCGUUCUGCCCCCUGGCACGCUAAGAGCCUUCUGGAGGUUUUCUCUGAUGGAGAUGAGGAAAUAUGUCGCAUCUGCCUUGAAGAGAAUGAACCCUGAUCCUUUCUCUCACCUCUAUUUAACCUUCAUCCUCCUCGAGGAAUGAAGACGGUGAGCCGAACCCUGGCUUCCAGCUGCAGUUCCACGCUCGUCCAGAUGAGGCGCUACAGAGCAGGAGUUUAUCCCUUCCUGUUCCCAUCAGUCAUCAGCUCCCUGAACCUGCCCUCCCCAACGCAGACUCGAAACACCUCCAGCAGUGGAGGAAUCCCAUCUCCUGUGGCCAUUGAGACUCAGAGCACCAGUUCAGAGGAAUUGGUCCCCAGUCCUCCAUCACCUCUACCCCCUCCUCGUGUCUACAAACCCUGCUUCGUCUGCCAGGACAAGUCCUCGGGGUACCACUAUGGUGUCAGUGCCUGUGAAGGCUGCAAGGGUUUUUUCCGCAGAAGUAUCCAGAAGAACAUGGUGUACACAUGCCACAGGGAGAAGAACUGCAUUAUCAACAAGGUGACUCGGAAUCGUUGUCAGUACUGCCGGCUGCAGAAGUGCUUCGCUGUGGGGAUGUCCAAAGAGUCUGUCCGGAAUGACAGGAAUAAGAAGAAAAAGGAGAUUCCAAAGCAGGAGUUGGCCGAGAGUUAUGAGCUGACAGCAGAACAAGAGACCAUCAUUGAGAAGAUACGGAAAGCUCACCAAGAGACGUUUCCCUCACUCUGCCAGCUGGGCAAGUACACCACGAACUCCAGUGCGGAUCACCGCGUGCGUCUGGAUCUGGGUCUCUGGGACAAGUUCAGUGAACUGGCCACUAAGUGCAUUAUUAAAAUCGUGGAGUUUGCCAAACGAGUUCCUGGUUUCACUGGACUCACAAUCGCCGAUCAGAUCACACUGCUUAAAGCCGCCUGCCUCGACAUAUUGAUACUGCGUAUCUGCACACGUUACACCCCCGACCAGGACACAAUGACGUUCUCUGACGGUCUCACGCUGAACCGCACACAGAUGCACAACGCUGGCUUCGGCCCGCUGACAGACCUGGUGUUCACCUUCGCAAACCAGCUCCUGCCCAUCGAGAUGGACGACACAGAGACAGGACUGCUGUCCGCCAUCUGCCUCAUCUCCGGAGAUCGUCAGGAUUUGGAAGAGCCUUCAAAAGUGGACCAGCUCCAGGAACCCCUGCUAGAGGCUCUGAAAAUCUACGUGCGAAAGCGCAGACCCAGCAAGCCGCACAUGUUCCCCAAGACCCUGAUGAAGAUCACAGACCUGCGCAGUAUCAGUGCUAAAGGUGCAGAGCGAGUGAUCUCUCUGAAGAUGGAGAUCCCUGGAUCAAUGCCUCCCCUCAUCCAGGAGAUGCUGGAGAACUCAGAGGGUCAGGAUGGACAGAGCUCCUCAGAGCGGAGCGGCUCGGGCAAAAACAGCAGCAGCUCCACAGAGCCCAAGGCCUCGGCCCCCUCCCCGGAGCCCACAGACGGGGCCACCUCCUCCAGCGAGGAGCCCUAGAGCCCAAGCGACUCAUGAAACCUCAGACUGAGAGACUGGACCUCUCCAGUGAGCUGGAUUUCUGCUUUAAGAACAGACGACGGCUGGUGUAUAAUCAAAACAGCUUGGAAGAAUCACACACCC
Molecule: messenger RNA, 2058 nt
Organism: Cyprinus carpio (common carp)
Lineage: Eukaryota; Metazoa; Chordata; Actinopteri; Cypriniformes; Cyprinidae
Product: retinoic acid receptor beta-like
Exons: 9
Coding region: 550-1935 (461 amino acids)
Biological process (GO): regulation of transcription by RNA polymerase II; cellular response to corticotropin-releasing hormone stimulus; retinoic acid receptor signaling pathway
Cellular component (GO): transcription regulator complex; nucleus
Molecular function (GO): zinc ion binding; RNA polymerase II cis-regulatory region sequence-specific DNA binding; nuclear receptor activity
Source: RefSeq, a predicted model, not a curated record